Molecule: messenger RNA, 342 nt
Organism: Prorocentrum cordatum
Lineage: Eukaryota; Dinophyceae; Prorocentrales; Prorocentraceae
Source: the annotation of a GenBank genome assembly
AUGGCGCUGUACUGGGCCGUCAUGACCUUCACGAGCAUCGGCUACGGGGACAUCACCCCGCACAAUUUCACAGAGUAUCUUACUUCGACCGUGUGCAUGCUGAUCAUGGCCAUGCUGUGGACAUACAUCAUCGGUUCUGUGUGUGGUAUUGUUGGGACUAUGAAUCCACAUCAAGUUCAAUUCCAAGAGCUUAUGGACAACUUAAACUCCUAUAUGGACGAGCUGGGCGUUCCCAGAAAGACGAAGUGGAAGAUCCGCAGCUACCUGCACGAGGCGAAGAGCGUCUCGCGGUUGCAGGCCGAGAGCAGGAGGGUCUUCGACUUGCUGUCGCCGAGCCUGCAG